AUGCCUCAGCCGGCGCGGGGCAUCGGUUCACCGCUCAGGUCGUCGACACUCCGCCGUCCUGCAAGCGUGUUUUCCGCCAGCACACCAACACCCUCUGCAGGCAGUCGGCAACUACAACAUGGGGGCCGAGCCAGCUUUGUCAGUGCCUUGCCAAACCUGAGCCAUCAUGGAGCCGUCGCUCGAAAACAUCUGGUGAAAGCUGGGGAUGCGCAAAGCGCGGAGGCGUCCAGCGAGCCCCGGCUCGCCACCGCCGAACUCGUUGGAGGUGCUUGCUUCUGGGGUCUAAUGUACUGGCUCUUCUUCAAGGCCGUUGCGCACAUCACCAAGUUGGUAGAGGCCAUCCCUGAGUUGGAGAUUGGCAGCUUCUUGGCCCUGAGCCUGAUCCCGCUCUUCUUGGUUCGGAGCUUCAGCUGCAUUGGACGGCUGGUGGAGCUGCAUGGGGCGCGCUGUCUGAGUCACGGUUCCCCAUCGAAUGAACACCUGUGA
Messenger RNA from Symbiodinium sp. CCMP2592, 486 nucleotides. NCBI's taxonomy places the organism in Eukaryota, Dinophyceae, Suessiales, Symbiodiniaceae. The record is from the annotation of a GenBank genome assembly.